AUGAUAAGAUUUAGAUCACGACAUAUUAUCACCACGCUACUGGCAGUUUCCGCACUUUCAGCUCUUUGGAUUCUACGAUCAUCCCGUACGAUUAUUUCGUCUGAAACUUUGCAGUCGUGCUGCACUGUAGCAAUCAAAGAAAUUGAAAGCGGAAGUUCGGCUUUGAAGGAAAUUUCCUGUGUAAUUGAUAACGAGAAGACGUAUAAAUGUUAUGAGGAAGAAUUUACAAAUGAAGUGUAUUUUCCAUUUAACGCUUUUCUUAGGAAACAUUUCGACGUUUCUGGGAAGAUUUUCAAAGAAUCCAAUUCGGUAGCAAGACGUUUCGAAUGGUCAACAUCACAUGCUCGGGUUCGUUUUCCAGAUUUUGUUAAUUAUGACUACCGUGGAGCUUUUGGUCAUUUCGCAUCAUACAGCGUAGAAACCAGAGAUCGCGUACGUUGCAUUAGUGCUCAAUAUGGUGUACCACUGUCAACGCAGUGGUCAACAGUUCCUUAUUUCUACCCUAUACAAAUCGCCCAGUAUGCUUUGCAGCAUUACAGUCGAUUCAAAAUCGCUGCCUCAUCGAUUGCAUUUGUAAAAGGCGCAAGAACGGAAGAAUGGGAUGAUAAUACGCUUGGAGGAGAUGGUUUCAAAUUAAGUUUUGAUGAAGAUGCCAACUGCACAAGGGUCGAAAUUAACUCUGGUGACCGAGGUGUUUCGUUGCCACUUGAUGGAGAUCCGGCAUUUUCAGUACUCUCUUUUCUCUGGCUGGCUGAUGUGGAUGCUUCCUUCACGAUCAGCUUAAAGCUUAUUUUUAGUCAGAAAAUUAUACAGCUGCACUAUGUCCAUAACGAUGAUGAACAGUGUGUUUCUCAUGACAAGAAAACGAGCAAAACUGAUUAUAAUUAUUCAUUGGGUGCAAAACCAAAUCCAAAUGAAUGGCGGUGGAUUUGUCGUGAUUUAUUGGUUGAUGCCGGUCGUGCGCUUAUGUCAACCUCAAGCAAAAAAGAAAUCGUUCUUUUGCAUCCAGGAGAUGUGGUUCUGGAUUUCAUUAUUUUUCGAGGACGUUCAGUAAUUCGAGAUUUUAAGCAGCGAUCUUCAGCACAUCUUGAACACUUUCUCGUAGCAGCUGACUGGUUAACUAGCAAUCAAGAUGAACAUGGCGGUUGGUCAGUUCCUGUUGAACGCUCAAUUGCUGAUAAGCGCUUGAUUUUACCAGCAGGCUGGCAUAGUGCAAUGGCUCAGGGGCACGCUUUAAGUGUGCUUACACGAGCAUACGUUAUAACAAAUGAUAUGAAAUAUUUGCAAGUCGCGAAGCGCGCACUUCGCUUGUUUAAAACAGAGGCUGCAAAGGGUGGAGUAUUGAAUGAACUGUUCGGUCAUCCGUGGUUUGAAGAGUAUCCAACUACACCAGGCACAUUUGUACUUAAUGGUUUUCUGUAUUCGCUAAUUGGGUUAUAUGACUUUGCACAAGUUUCUGAUUUACAAGAUGGUAAAAACGAUUCGAUUACUUUAUUUUCUGUUGGUUUAGAAAGUCUACGAAUUUUCCUACCUCUUUUUGAUAGCGGCAGUGGAACCUUUUAUGAUUUAAGACAUUUGGGCUUAAAAACGGCACCAAAUUUAGCGCGUUGGGAUUAUCACUCCGUGCAUAUUUAUUUGUUGAAAUGGCUUUAUAUCAUUACAAAAGAUGAGUUCUUAAAUGAAACUGCUACUCGCUGGGCUUCUUAUGCAACAGGCCACAGAGCAAAACAUAAUUAG
Molecule: messenger RNA, 1737 nt
Organism: Cercopithifilaria johnstoni
Lineage: Eukaryota; Metazoa; Nematoda; Chromadorea; Rhabditida; Onchocercidae
Source: the annotation of a GenBank genome assembly